AUGGGUUUCUCAAAUCUUAUGAAAGCAGCUUUGCUUUCCUCACUUACCUUUAGCAAUGCCCAGACUAUUGCACCGCCUAGGGCGAAUUCUUCUACAGCUAUCCUAGCCCCGCUUCCGUUUCCUUCAGAUCUUUGUGGGAUCAAUGGCUAUCCUACAGGUCUAGAAGGGAAAGUUUCCACACCUCAACUUCCAGAUGGCGAGCUCACGGCUAUGUUACGACAAGUCUCGCCAGAGCGAAUUGGUGCUAUUAUUGAGAAGCUGGUUUCUUUUGGGACGAGGCAUACACAGAGUACGCAAACCGAUCCAGCAAGAGGCAUUGGUGCCGCUCGAGACUGGCUUUUGAAGGAGUUCCAAAGUUACGCAGCAGCGAGCGACGGCUGGAUGACCGUCGAGUUACAGAGUUAUAUUCAACCCGCCGGCGGCCGUUUGACGGCUGAUACUAAUGUCAGCAAUAUCAUCGCAACUUUGAAAGGAACCACCGACCCUGGUAGGAUUAUUGUACUUUCUGGCCAUUAUGACUCUCGUAAAACAGAUGUCAUGGACUUCACUGGCGAUGCUCCAGGAGCUGAUGACGAUGCUUCUGGCGUAGCUAUUUCUCUGGAACUAGCAAGAAUUAUGGCUACUCACCGACCUGCCGCAACGAUUCAAUUUGCUGCCGUGGCAGGUGAAGAACAGAACCUCUAUGGGUCAGGAUAUAUGGCUAGACAGCUAGCGGCCAAAAACGCAAACGUCCAAGGCAUGUGGACCAACGAUAUUGUAGGCUCGCCGAUUGGAGAUGACGGAAAGAACAACUCAAAUAUUAUCCGGUUAUUUGCACAAGGAACACCCGUCAAUGAGACCUCCGCAAGAGCUUCUCGUCGCCUCACAAUUGGCGGUGAAUCUGACUCCCCUGCUCGCCAGCUUGGUCGUUUCACGCGCGACGUAGCAUCCAACGUCUUGACGGGUAUGUCCGUGGAGACUAUAUACCGUACCGAUCGCUACCUCAGAGGCGGUGAUCACUCUUCCUUUCUGGCCCAAGGCUACGCCGCCAAUCGCUUCACCGAGCCUCGAGAGAACUUCGCUCACCAACACCAAGACGUCAGAGUCGAGAACGGCACGCAAUACGGUGAUUUACCAGAGUUCUGCGACUACUACUACAUCUCCCGCGUCGCCAAAGUCAACGGCGCUGCGGCAUGGAGCUUGGCGAACGGACCGGAGAACCCGCAGAAUGUCACGAUCGACACGACGAUUCUGACGAAUGACAGUAUUCUCAGCUGGGCAAGAGCUAAGGGGGCCGUGGCGUAUGAGAUUAUGUGGAGGCCGACUGAUGAGCCUUUCUGGACUCAUUAUAUCGAGGUUGGGGAUGUGACGGGGGCGAGGGUGCCGAUUAGUAAGGAUAAUGUGGUGUUUGGCGUCAGGAGCGUUGCGAAGAAUGGGUAUAGGAGUCCUGCUGUGUUUCCGUUUCCUGGGUGA
Glarea lozoyensis ATCC 20868 is the source of this 1452-nucleotide messenger RNA. RefSeq names its product Zn-dependent exopeptidase. Bases 1 to 1452 code for a protein of 483 amino acids. Gene Ontology annotation, molecular function: metalloexopeptidase activity. The record is from RefSeq and is a predicted model, not a curated record. Lineage: Eukaryota; Fungi; Ascomycota; Leotiomycetes; Helotiales; Helotiaceae. The transcript is spliced from 3 exons. Gene Ontology annotation, biological process: proteolysis.